GAAAAUCCAGAGCAUGUUAGGAAGGAGAAGCGUAUAUUUUAGAGUGCAGAAGAAGACUCCAGGCUGAUGAGUGCAUGGCUGAAAUGUUCACUAGAUUCAAUUCAAGAGACUAUGGUUUCCAAUGAUAUACCAAGACCACUUGAACAGAAAGCAGCAAAGAGAGCACUUUAUGAAUCAAAGGGACAACAACCAGCAGAUGGUGAUGAUGAUGAUGUACAAGUCCUCAAAGAAGCACAAACAAAUAGAAUGAAGAGGCGCCUAUGUUUAGUUCCCACUAUCUAUGCAUUUACUUUUUUUUUUGUGAUCAUGCGCAUGAAUGUGAAGAAUUGCCUAUGUGUUCCCACUAUGGAUGUGUAUAUAUAGGACCUAUGUAUACAUACUAGCUGUUCUGUACAAACAUCUUGUGAUGGCUACUAGCACAUCAUCGGCAGGUGAACUGGGAGAACAUGCCUCUCUUGAUGAUCUUGUUCUGGAUCCAUACCAGUUUCAGGGUGCCCCAUGCGAAGAUCAAUCAGUAUCCCACCCAAGAUAUAUGGCUCAUGGACAAGAGAUACUUCUAGCCUUCUCAGGGAAAGACAUUUACUUGGUUCUAGUAAAUUACAGUCACUUUUUAUUCAUCUGGGCCCUUUGUCUCAUCAGAUUUAGAUGAUGUAGAGAUGGGAGAAGAAACACCAGUUUUAGAUGAUGCAGAGAUGGAAGAAGAUGAACUUUCUGAUUCAGAGUUCCAUGAUAUUGACCCCGCAGACAUAUACACUAUGGAAGAUUUCAUGGUAGAAGAAGAAAUAAUGGCAAAAAUAGAAAAUAGAAUUCAUGAGAAGAGGAAAGUUGGAGGUGCUAAUUAGAAUGCUAGCAUAUGGAACCUUAGCAGACCAACUCGAUGAGGAGUUAAAAAUUGGUGAAAGCACUGCUUUGGAGUGUUUGGGAAAAUUUGCCAAAGGGAUCAUCGAAUGUUUUGGCUCUGAGUACUUGCAUCCACCAACAGUACAAGAAAUUGAAAAACUAGUCCAAGAUAAUGAGGCCCAAGGUUUUCCAGGAAUGUUAGGAAGUAUAGACUGUAUGCAUUGGAUAUGGAAGAAUUGUCCCAAAGCAUGGAGAGGAAUGUUCACUCGUGGUGACAAAGGAAUGCCUACAAUGAUCCUUGAAGCGGUAGCAUCACAAGAUCUUCGAAUCUGGCAUUGCUUCUUUGGUGUAGCGGGUGCUCAGAAUGACAUCAAUGUAUUGAACAAGUCAUCAUUGUUCAUUGAAGCGAUAAAAGGGAAAGCUCCACGGGUUCAUUACAACGUAAAUAGGAAUGAUUAUGAAGCUGGGUACUAUCUUGCCGAUAAAAUUUAUCCAGAAUGGGCGGCCUUUGUCAAGUCUAUAUCAAGACCUCAAACAGAGAAAGACAAAUUGUUUUCAGUGAAACAAGAAUCGGUAAGAAAGGAUGUUGAGUGUGCAUUUGGUGUUUUGCAAUCUCGUUUUAAUAUUGUUUGUCGGCCAGCACGCUUUUGGCACCGGGAAGAUGUUGUGAACAUAAUGCAAACUUGCGUUAUUCUUCACAACAAGAUAGUUAAUGAUGAAAAGGAGUUAGUUAAAAUUCCAAUCGAUUUGAAUGAAAAUCCUAGUGCAUCAUUUGCACUGCCGCCCGAAGUUGGUACAUCUUCAAAUCCAAACCAGAAAUAUGCGGCUCUUCUGCGGAGACAUGCACAUCUUCAUGAUCGACCAACCCAUGUCAAGCUCCAAGAUGAUUUAGUAGAACAUAUAUGGCAUCGCUUUGGAUAGAAAAAAUAGCUCAUAUAUUUAUCUAUGCAUAUAUAACUUAACUAUAUGUUAUCUACCUAUGGAUGUAAUGCGUAAUGUCAUUUUAAGUACUAAGUAUGUCUAAAAUAUUGCUGAGGUGUGU
Molecule: messenger RNA, 1882 nt
Organism: Oryza brachyantha (malo sina)
Lineage: Eukaryota; Viridiplantae; Streptophyta; Magnoliopsida; Poales; Poaceae
Exons: 5
Coding region: 811-1761 (316 amino acids)
Source: RefSeq, a predicted model, not a curated record